AUAUUACAUGUUAAUUCGAUGCAACAUGUAUUGGAAUUGACGGUACAUUGAUAAUUAUACAAUUUAGAUCCAUCAUACAAUUUCGAUAAAAUUGUAUACGCUGCUUAUUCGAUGCAUUUUUGCACAAAAUGAACAAAAAAGUAUGGCAGAUAAAAGUUCUACUCUAUCUUGCGAAGCAAUAAAUUUAUCGUUAAAGUUAAAACUAACAGAUAUGUAUAUUAUCAAAUCUAUUAUUGACAAAAUAUAUAGCGAUAUGUUUCUUGUUUUGAUCUGCACAACUACAUAUUUUUAUAUUUAAAUAAUGUAUUUCUUAAGUAAAUUUAAAGAUAAUUUAUUAUUCGGGCUGCUAGUUUUACAUACAUUUCUGCAAAAGUCACAUAGCAUAUGUGUAAAUCAUACAAUAUAUAAAGGCAGUUAUAAACUUAUAAAUAUAAUUUAUAAAGACGUAUCAUAUUAAAACUAAUUUUAUAUUACAGGAUUCUGCCAAUUAUUCUUACAUCAUUCGGACAACUGUUCUUCUUAAAAUUUAAAAGAACGCAAAGAAUAACUGAAGUUUAUAAAAGUUGAAGAAAUUUUCACAAGGAUUAGAACAGCCUGCGACCACAUCAUCGGCAGCCUGCCAUAAGAUAAUGACAUACUUGAAAAACUAGGAGGUACACCUUUGGAUAAUCCUUUUGAUAUGAAUUGCUCUGCCAAUUCUUUAUAUAAUGGUUCGCUAAGCUUAAACAGAGACAAACUUCGGUGAAUUUUUUAUCAAUAGCAUACACCAGCUUACAAGAAAGAGAAUUUUGGUAAAACUGAACUCAAAUGGAAGCGCUUGCACUCAUGUCACUAUCAUGUCCUGACAAUUUCGGAUUUUAUAAAACUAUAGGAGACGUGAUUGACGUUGAGAUUGUGAUUGACAGCUGGAGCAAAGCUAUAAUUUAGUUCAACAUUACGUGAAGUUUAUUUAAUGUUUUUCUCUUAUUUUCCCUCGUUUUUUAUGUUUUUAAAAAUGAUUUUUAAAAUAUAUUUACUAAUAAUCAUAAAGUAUAAUAUUGUAAACGACCGGUUUAGGCGUGACCCGCGAGAUAUUCAAACUGAAGGAAAAUUGUCCAGGAGGAGAUACCAGGCUAAUAAUCACUCUUGCUGCAGGCUAGAAACUGCUUUUUAUUUGCAGGCUAGCUUUACACACGUCUCGUUCGUAGGAGUGAUACUACUCGCCUUGCCUUUUUCGACAAGACAGGGCCUCGCGUCGCAGGGCCUAGUUAAAAACUAGCGACGCCUCGUUCGCAUAGCGUCGAUCAAAACAACUACGACACGUGGCGCUGUUAGUGAAGCAGAGUAGUCGCCAAGCGCUGUAACAUUAUAGGCGCGAUGUUUGAACACUACAAAUUUUCUUACAGUUCGGCCAUCCUGCGAGUUCAUUCGACCCGAAUGAAUAAUAAAAUACAAAACAACUAAGCAUGGAUAGCUAUGAUUAUCGUAAAAUAUAAAAAUUAAUACGAGCACUACCUAACUUAAGAGGAAAUAAGAUACAUAAUGGACACAAAGUAAUGCUCUUAAUAUCUAAAAAGUAACACUAAUCGUAGACUAGAGCUUAUUUAAUAACGGGUUUUAUCCAUGGUUUAAGCCUAUCGGGCGACAAAAUAGAAUCAUAUGGCUUUUGAGUGAUGUUAAAACCGGGAAUGUCGGUGAUUACAUAUCUAUUUUUAUUUAAUACUUUAGACACUAAGUAUGGACCUUUGUAUUUGGCCUGAAACUUUUUAGAAGAACCGGGAGCAAUUGAAUUUCGUAUUAAUACAUAGUCUCCCUCUUUAUAUUGCGACGGAGUUGAAUGACGUUUAUCGUAAUAGAUCUUAUUAUAGCUUUUGAUUUUGUCGCUAAUCUGAGGCUGCGGUCCGAAACACGCCUACAGCGCUAUUAGCGCGCUCACGAUUGGUCCGAUUCACGCUUGCAGUGUUUUCAUGAGCAUAAUGACGUUAUCAAUACGUGACGUUUCAGUGCUCAUGGUGACCCUGGAUGGAAGAUGGGUCACUGUGAGCGUCUCGUAGCCGCAUGACGUCAGAAUGCGCGAAAAAGUGAGGAUUUAAAAAAGGACAUAGCAAUUAAAAGUAAAAAACUGCAUUAUAAUGUCGAAUAAAUUGAUAUCUGUUCCUGUCUUCGUGGAAGAUGCAAAUGAGACAUUAAUACUGAAAAUUUCGCCACAAGAUGCAGAGAGAGUGAAUACAGAUAUAAAUUAUAUGACAAGCCUCGUUAAUGAAAUAUAUAAAAAGAGAAGUAAAAAAUUAAAUAGUCAAUUGAAUGUACAAACUUCGACAAAUAAUGAUAUAAAUACUUCAAUUCAACAGUCUUCAUGCAAUGAUAAAUCUUAUACUUCAUCUCCAGAACAAGAUUCUGAUGAAGAUGAUCUUAAAGAUGUAGUGAAUGAAAAGUCAUUGUUUAUAUGGCCAUCUAAAUGUAUAUACUUGUUGCUUGAAAAAUAUGAAGAAAGAAAAGAAGAAUUUACAGGAGGUAUGAAACGUCACAAUAAAAUUUGGGAAGCUAUUGCUCAUGAAAUAAAAAAAAUAAAUAUUGAAUAUACUGUGAGUGGAUCACAAUGUCAAUCAAAAUUUAAUAGUUUAAAGAAAACAUACAAAAAAAUAUUGGACUAUAAUUCAGUGUCAGGGAAUGACAGAAAAACGUGGCCAUAUUUUGAAAGAAUGCAUGAAAUUUUUGGAAAAACAGGAUGGGCAACUCCUAAAGCUAUUGCUUCAGAAGCUGGACCAUGUGAUGAACAGGCGAGUGUAUCUGAUUCUUCUGCGAAUGAUGAUAAUAAAAGAAAACCCAAAAGGAAAAUUGAGACUGUUUUACAUGACUUUAUGUCAGAGAUAAAAAAGGAAAAAAUACAGAAAGAGAAAAAGAGAGAAGCUAAAGAAAGAUGGUUUCAAGAACUGAAGGAACAACGAGAAAGACAACACCAGGAAAAAAUAACACUGAUGCAAAAGUUAUUAGAAAGCAUUAACAAGAAGUAAUUUAAUUAUUCUUGUAAUAUUCUAAAUUCUUAGUUUUUACUUCUG
Molecule: messenger RNA, 3038 nt
Organism: Monomorium pharaonis (pharaoh ant)
Lineage: Eukaryota; Metazoa; Arthropoda; Insecta; Hymenoptera; Formicidae
Exons: 7
Coding region: 2112-2993 (293 amino acids)
Source: RefSeq, a predicted model, not a curated record